Molecule: messenger RNA, 1017 nt
Organism: Cucumis sativus (cucumber)
Lineage: Eukaryota; Viridiplantae; Streptophyta; Magnoliopsida; Cucurbitales; Cucurbitaceae
Product: transcription factor WER
Exons: 3
Coding region: 29-754 (241 amino acids)
Source: RefSeq, a predicted model, not a curated record
CACCAACCUGAAAAGAAGAAGAAAAGUGAUGGAGGAGAGUAAAGCGAUGAAGCAACAGCCCAAGAAAAACUUGUGGAAACCAGAAGAAGAUUUGAUCCUCAGAAGCUAUGUGGAAACUCAUGGUGAAGGGAAUUGGGCGAUUGUCUCCCAGGAAUCAGGUUUGAUGCGAGGAGCGAAAAGCUGCAGGCUGAGAUGGAAGAAUUACCUCCGGCCUAAUAUAAAACGUGGGGGGAUGUCCAAAGAGGAAGAGGAUCUAAUUAUCCGUAUGCAUAAACUUCUAGGCAACAGAUGGUCAUUGAUUGCCGGUCGGCUUCCAGGUCGAACUGAUAAUGAGGUGAAGAACUACUGGAAUACCCAUUUAAACAAGAAUGGCCUGCAGGAUAAAAGAAAAGCCAAUAACUCUAACAGCUGUAAGAAAAAUGAUGACAACAACAGCGAUGAUGGGAAUAAUAAGAAGCAAAAGAAAGUUAUCAAUCAGAUUUAUUAUCCUCAACCACCAAUUUGCAGUGACAACGGGACAGAUUUGGCUCACGAUAUACAGAGAAGGAACCAGGAAGAGAACAGAGAAAAGCAAGAUCCUUGGAAUAUGGAUGACAUAACAAGUUCUCAUUACAAUAUAAACUCACCAAUGAUACCUGCAAAUAACACGACGUUUAAUUUUGACGACGAGCCUUACUUUGACCACCUUGAUCCCUUCUUCCUGUUUGAAGCAUUUGGAUGCAGUAGUGUUGAUGCAUCACUGGAUAACAUGUAACUUGUGAUUCAUUAGAAACCCCACGCUCAGGUAGGCUUCUUAUUGUCAAAAUCCUUAUUCUUUUCCAACCAGUAAGAUGGUAAAAUUGCACCAGCUCUGUUUAACAUUCAGAACCAUAGCUUCAAAUUCCAUGCAACCUUUUCCUGUACCUUUUGAGCAACUUUACACAUUGUUAUGUAGCAAUCAGAACUGCAUUUUCAAAAAACAUCUUGGAAUCUACCAAAUUUUACAGCACGGAAGCCGAACACGGCUAUUAUAUUAUA